GACAAGGCGCGAGACGCUUGCACAACGGAUGGUGAAGCAACACUGGAAUCUUCGCGUGCACUGGUAGAGAAUACCUUCUGCUGUGCUUUUUAAACGUGGUUCGAGACGAAGAUCCAGCAUCGUGCCAACAGAGGGACAGGGUGGACUUUCGCUCGUUUACCAAUCCAGCAGUGGCCAUGCCAUUCGGCUGUUUACAUCUCGGGGAGAAGAAGGACUUCCACAGCCCUGCGGAGGUGACUGACAAGUAUGACCUGGGCCAGAUCGUCAAAUCGGAGGAGUUCUGUGAGAUCUUCAGGGCCAAAGACAAGAGCACGCUGAAGAUGUACACCAGCAAGAGGUUCCUGAAGAAGGAUGGGAGGAAAGUGCGGAAAGCUGCAAAGAAUGAAAUCUUCAUCCUACAGAUGGUGAAGCACCCCAACAUUCUCCAGCUGGUGGACGUCUAUGAAACCAGAAAAGAGUACUUCCUCUUCCUGGAGCUGGCCACAGGUAGAGAGGUGUUUGACUGGAUCCUGGAUCAGGGAUAUUACUCCGAGCGGGACACCAGCAACGUGAUCCGGCAAGUGAUGGAGGCCCUCGCAUACCUGCACUCUCUCAACAUCGUCCACAGGAACCUCAAGCUGGAGAACCUGGUCUACUUCAACCGCCUUAAACAUUCUAAAAUUGUCAUCAGUGACUUCCACCUGGCCAAGCUCGAGAACGGCCUCAUCAAGGAACCGUGCGGAACUCCUGAGUACCUGGCCCCGGAGGUGGUCGGGAGGCAGCGAUACGGUCGCCCUGUGGACUGCUGGGCCGUGGGAGUGAUCAUGUACAUCCUGUUGUCUGGCAAUCCACCCUUCUACGACGAAAGCGAUGAUGAUGAUUAUGAAAACCAUGACAAGAACUUGUUCCGGAAGAUUCUGGCGGGGGACUACGAGUUUGAUUCUCCUUACUGGGACGACAUCUCCGACUCAGCUAAGAAUCUGGUAGUUCGUCUGAUGGAGGUGGACCAGGACCUCAGGAUCACAGCGCAAGAAGCCGUAAACCAUGAAUGGAUCUCUGGAAAUGCUGCCUCCGAUAAGAACAUCAAGGAUGGUGUGUGUGCUCAGAUAGAGAAGAAUUUCGCCAAAGCUAAGUGGAAGAAAGCAGUUCGGGUCACAACCAUCAUGAAGAGGCUGAGAGUUCCAGAGCAGAGUAAUGUAACAGGAACCACAGCAGCAGGAGCCACAGCAGCAGCAGGAACCACAGCAGCAGGAACCACAGCAGCAGGAGAGCCACAGCAGCAGGAGCCACAGCAGCAGGAACCACAGCAGCAGCAGGAACCACAGCAGCAGGAGCCACAGCAGCAGGAGCAUCCGCAACAACAGGAGCCACAGCAGCAGCAGGAACCACAGCAGCAGGAGCCACAGCAGCAGGAGCAUCCGCAACAACAGGAGCCACAGCAGCAGGAGCCACAGCAGCAGGAACAUCCGCAACAACAGGAGCCACAGCAGCAGCAGGAACCACAGCAGCAGGAACCACAGCAACAGGAGCCACAGCAGCAGCAGGAACCACAGCAGCAGCAAGAACCACAGCAGCAGGAGCCACAGCAACAGGAACCACAGCAGCAGGAGGAACUGGAGGAGCAGCUGGACCAGAAGAAGCAGCAGGGACAGGACCAGGGGAAGCAGCAGGGACAGGAGCAGGAGAAGGAGCACUCAGCCAAGCCCCUGCUGCCCAGCACAGCCCCCUUCCUGAGAUGGAGGCCUCAGGUACCUCCAGCAGUCCAACUGUUCCAGAGGAGUGUAUUACUGCCCCGCCUCUGGUGGCAGGAGAAGAGGUGGGGUUAG
Messenger RNA from Alosa sapidissima (American shad), 1805 nucleotides. RefSeq names its product caM kinase-like vesicle-associated protein. Gene Ontology annotation, molecular function: calmodulin binding; ATP binding; calcium/calmodulin-dependent protein kinase activity. The transcript has 12 exons. The coding region runs from base 177 to 1805 and encodes 542 amino acids. The record is from RefSeq and is a predicted model, not a curated record. Lineage: Eukaryota; Metazoa; Chordata; Actinopteri; Clupeiformes; Clupeidae. Gene Ontology annotation, biological process: peptidyl-serine phosphorylation. Gene Ontology annotation, cellular component: intracellular anatomical structure.